AAGUGUGGGCUCAGUCCUGUCCAUUUCGCACAUUUGACAUGAUGGACAUGAAGCGUCGUGCGAGGUCGUUGCUGGCAGUGGCCGUGGGUGCAUGCGUAUGCAUGCACUUUGGCGCCGAUUACAAUGACUUUGAGGGUGCCUUUGUGGGAGGUGUGCAGGCUUCCCGAUCUAGCUUGCUUGCCUCUAGCACUGCAACUGCAGAGUCGAAGCAGAGUUCCAUGAGGUCUUCGCGCACAGAGCGCGGGCCUUUGGUCCAGCUUCGGGCAGCGAAGAAGGCGACAGGAGACACCAUCAUGCACGGCGACACGGUGUACAUCAAGGUCAUGACGGGGCGGUAUGUCGGCGAGCUGGAUGGCACCACAAAGCUGGAGUGGGUGAAGGCCCGCGGCACCAAGAAGGACAAGGAGCACGCACUAACCAUCGAGAAGAUGAAUAAUCGCGACGAACCCAUCAAGAAUGGCGAUGUCGUGAUGUUCGUGAUGCCGUCAGGUGUGCACAUGGACGUCCUCGGAAGUGCAGUUCGUGCCAGGUACUAUGACCCUAGAGGGGAGUGGCAGAAAAUUACCAUCGUCAAACAGGAUGGAGGGGAGAUCUAUUCUGGAGAUCAGAUCUUCUUGCGAGGACAUCAAGGAGAGUAUUUGGAUGCGAACCCCCUGGAGCGUGCCCCAGAUGGAGAGGUGAAGGCACGAUGGCGUGAUGAGGGGGAGUGGCAAGUUAUGUACAUUGAGAAAUGAGUUCGCGGAUCCCAAAUAGCCUGCACCUUUCAGUUCAUUGUGUGCCGGAGAACGGCACACUUUCCAUGGCAGACGUCAAGGUUGGAGAUAGAUCGUGGGAGUUCUAGACCUGUUGUGGAGCCUGAGAAAUUACAGAGCAAGAGACUGGAAUGAGAGCAG
Messenger RNA from Effrenium voratum, 893 nucleotides. NCBI's taxonomy places the organism in Eukaryota, Dinophyceae, Suessiales, Symbiodiniaceae. The record is from the annotation of a GenBank genome assembly.